This is a messenger RNA of Coregonus sp. 'balchen', 4240 nucleotides long. The record is from the annotation of a GenBank genome assembly. NCBI's taxonomy places the organism in Eukaryota, Metazoa, Chordata, Actinopteri, Salmoniformes, Salmonidae.
AUGGCGGACUCGGUGGAGACGUUCCAGACACACCUCACCUCUGUCAUGGACAGUUUGAUCCGAGCGUCGGUGUGCGAGAUCACCAAACUGUUCCAGGACACGGUGAACGACUAUCUGGUGGAAAUAUCUCUGAACAGGAAGGAAAUGGAGGCUCUGAAACUCCGACUCCGACUGACCGAGAACAAACUGAGAAAUGAACGCAAGUACGGGAUGGGGUUGGCAGAGAAUCGCCGCAAUGCUGGUUUGAUAGGGUCGGAGGACGGUGGGCGGAAAAAGCGAAAAAUUGAAGUGCUCCGUAAGUGUUCAUAUUUAGUAAGUACAUUUGUCUUGCCCUAUGUAUAAAACUGAUAUAAAAAAUCAUAUUCAUCAGAUUAUAAUUGUUGAAAUGAUAUGUAAUUGCAUAUCAAAUCAACACAAGUUGAUUACUUGUGUAACAUUAAGUUAAAAGCAUGUAAUGCUUGUGUGAAGAGGUACUUGUUAUGUUGGAAGCCAUCAGGGAGAAACUGAGCCUUCUCCCUCCGCUCCUUUCUACUCCUCCACUCUCCCUCCCCCACCUCCUCUUCAUGUUCUCUCUGUUCUUCACCUCCCACACUCCUCCCCCCUCUCUCUUUCUCCCUGCCCCCCUCUCUCUUUCUCCCUGCCCCCCUCUCUCUUUCUCCCUUCCCCCCUCUCUCCUCUCCCUGCCCCCUUCUCUCUUUCUCCCUGCCCCCUUCUCUCUUUCUCCCUGCCCCCCUCUCUCUUUCUCCCUGCCCCCCUCUCUCCUUCUCCCUGCCCCCCUCUCUCCUUCUCCCUGCCCCCUCUCUCCUUCUCCCUGCCCCCUCUCUCCUUCUCCCUGCCCCCCUCUCUGCUUCUCCCUGCCCCCCCUCUCUGCUUCUCCCUGCCCCCCUCUCUGCUUCUCCCUGCCCCCCUCUCUGCUUCUCCCUGCCCCCCCUCUCUGCUUCUCCCUGCCCCCCCUCUCUGCUUCUCCCUGCCCCCCCUCUCUGCUUCUCCCUGUCCCCCCCCUGCUUCUCCAUGCCCCCCCUCUCUGCUUCCCCAUGCCUCCCCUCACUCCUUCUCCAUGCCCCCCCUCCCUCCUUCUCCCUGCCCCUCUCUCUCCUACUCCCUGCCUCCUACUCCCUGCCCCAUCUCCUUCUACCUGCCCCCACCUCCUCUACUUCUCCCGCCCCUCCACUUCACCCCCACCCCCUCCUCUCUCCUGCUUCCGCUCCCUGCUCCGCCUCCUCUCCUUCAUCAUGCUUUCUCUCCCUCCUCCUCCCCUCCUUUAUGCUCUCUCCCACUCCAUGCUGUCACGGCUCCCCUCCCACCCCUUCCUCUCCUUCCCUCUCCUCUACUCCUCCGCUCUCCCUCCCCCACCUACUCCUCUUCAUCUUCUCUCUCUGUCCUUCACCUCCCCCACUCCUCUCCGCUCUCUUCUCUCUCCCUCCCUCUCUGCUCUUCUUCAUCAUGCCCUCUCCCCUCCCUCUCUCCCCCCUGCCACCACCACCUCUACUUCUCUCUCCGCUCUCCCUCCCUCUUCACUCCCACCCCUCCGCUCUCCUUCACACUCACUCCCUCCUCUUCCGCUCCCUACUCCGCCUCCUCUCCUUCAUCAUGUCCUCUCCCCCCGCCUCUCCUUUAUGCUUUCUCCUGCUCCCUGCCAUCCCCCCUCCUCUCCCUGCUUCCCUUCCUCCCUCCUUCAUUUCUAUCACUGCUCCCCUCUGUCUCUCGAACUCCUCUCGCCCUCCCUCCUCUCUCCUUCAUGCUCGCCCCCCCCUCCUCCUCCCCCCCCCCCCUCUCUUCCUCUCUCCCCCUACACAGGAGGAAAGCAGAAGCUGGGGCCUGCAUUUGGAGGCAUGUGGGAGGAAGGAGGAGCAGCAGCCGGGCAAGUAGCGGGGGGAGGCUGGAAGGAGGCACGCCAGAUGUACCUCAUCCAGUUCCCUGUGGAGGAGGAAGAAGGAGAACUAUUGGAGGAGGGCUGUAUCUCGGGAGAGGGGGAGGAGACGGACAUCAUCAAAGAGGAGGUGAGGGAGACGAGGAGUGCUAAGGAGUCUGAAUGUGGCACACACAGCUUCAGUGUGUCAGAGACUACUAGUUUAUAAAAAUAACUGUGUAUCAUCUGUGUGUAGUGAGACUGAGAAUGUUGUUAAACUUCUGUGUUCUGAGUCACUGAAACAGACACUGCAGCAGUGGUCUGGGAGAUGGUGGGGAUGGUGGAAAGCCACUGAUUUGAUAUUCAGGUGCAGAAGUAGCUCAAGCGCUUGUUCAGUAGGGCACUCAAUGUUAAGUUCGGAGCGUUGUAGACACUAGACAUUGAUAUAAUUUUAGGAGCGAACACAGUUUUGUAUUCUACGUGACUGAGAUCAUUCGGAUGCAUCUAUGCAAUGUACAGAUUACAUUUAUUGUAUCUCAAACUGUUGUAACUUUGCACGUUUACAGAAAAUGCCCUGUGUAAAACAGGACCCUUGUUCUUUGUGGCACUUGUGAAAGUGCACUUUGCAUGCACAGAAAUACUGGGUGUGCUAGUGCACUCUGCAUUGCAUUAUUGUGUAGUCUAUGGGGCUGUACUGGUGGGUAAUGUCAUUAUUUUUGCUCUGUCUGUAGUCCGAUGACAUGGUGGAGGGGGGCUACCAGCCUGCGUCUCUGCGGCUGAUCAAGGAAGCCCUGAAGAUGGACCUACCCAACCAGAACUGCCAUACUGGAUCCAGAACCCACAGCGAAGGUACUGACUCCAGCUCAAAGCUCAGAACCAAAAAUAUGAAGACAACAACUCCUGGAUAGUGAUAACCCCAAUGUGAACACAGUGACAUUUUCUUAAGUGUCUGCAGUUCAUUAUGUUUGCAUACACCGUCAUAGUACUGCUCCUCUAACAGACUCUCACUCUCCUUCUCUCUGCCCAGUAGGAGACAUGGAGCUCAGCCCUGUGGCCCUGAAGCGGCCCCCAGCCGUGAGCCCUGAAGAGGAGGAGGAGUGGGACGUGGGGUCCCCUCCAACUGAGGUGUCAGAGGGGGGGCUGAGCCGGGGGGACCUGAGUGGGCUGGAGACGGCCCUGAGGGCAGAGAGGGGGCGCGAGCAGGCAGCCCUGAGGAUCCCCCCCACAGCAGGCUCCAACCAUGGCUCCAUGACCCCUGACCCGGAAGUAGUGGCAGGCAGUGAGUUCAGCCUGGGCCAGAAGUACAUUGGUCUGGAUGGGCUGGAACAGGGGGAGCUGGGGAGUCCCACAGCCUCAGAGAGGGACUAUGGAGAUUCCCUGCAGGUUCAUGGUGCCCGUCUGAAGGAAGGACAGGAGGCACUGCCAGUGUGGACUGGAGGGGAGCUGCAGCCACGCUGGCCCAAGAGACUGAGGGACGGUGAGGGGAUGGGGGAGCAGGGAGGCUCAGACGAAGGCUUACAUCAACAUGCUCUCUCCCUGUCUGCUUCGGGUAGCGUGGAUGACAGUGGUGAGGAGGAGACGAUGGACCUGAUGCAUUUCUGCAUGCAGUGCGGCGGGGGCUUCGCCAACGAGGCUGAGCUGGAAGAGCACCCUUGCCCCCUGGGGGACGCCCACCUGCAGGAAGGAGGGACAGAGAACACCCUGUUCCCCUGUGCCUCGUGCGGCCACGCCUUCAGCCAUGCCUGGGCCCUAAAGAACCACGAGUGUGUGUGCGCGGCUGAACGGCCCCACCGCUGCGAGCUCUGUGGGAAGGGCUUCACACACUCUCGCUCGCUGGAGAGGCACCAGGUGGUUCACACUGGAGAAAGGCAGCACUGCUGCCAGCAGUGCGGAAGGAGCUUCAGUCGCCUAGGCAACCUGGAGAGGCACCAGCGGAUCCACACAGGCGAGCGUCCGUACGGGUGCGAGGCGUGCGGGAAGCGCUUCAGCAGGGUAGAGUACCUGAAAAGACACCAGCUGAUCCACAGUGGAGACAGAGACAAGGCCGGCAGCGCUCACCAGUGCUCCCAGUGUGGAAAGAGCUUCAGCGAACCAGAGCAGUUUAAAAAACACGAGUGCUUUUUAUAACCUUUGAUACGUUUGAUAAUUGAGAUUUACCAUGGUUUCUUUGGGAAGGGAAAGUUGAAAUUCCUGAUCACGGUAGAAGUUGCUUCCUAACCAGAUAAAGAUCAUAUUAAGAUCGACCUAAGAUCAUUUAACCCUAGCCUCAAUCCCAAAGUUGACCAUUAGAAAUUUGUAAAGCUCUGACCUUGUAUCAGUUGUUGCGGACAAAUUCUACAUACUCCAAAAAAGUGGAACAAAGAUGAUGGUGGUCAUCCAGGGAAAGGUUGA